Molecule: messenger RNA, 1770 nt
Organism: Python bivittatus (Burmese python)
Lineage: Eukaryota; Metazoa; Chordata; Lepidosauria; Squamata; Pythonidae
Gene: PLPP1
Product: phospholipid phosphatase 1
Biological process (GO): phospholipid metabolic process; signal transduction; phospholipid dephosphorylation
Cellular component (GO): plasma membrane
Molecular function (GO): phosphatidate phosphatase activity
Source: RefSeq, a predicted model, not a curated record
CUUUCCUCCCGCUCGCCGCUCUUGCUAGCCCAGCCUCGUCCCGACCGAGCCUCGGUUGAGGGAGGCGCCGCCGCCGCAGCCGCAGUCCCAAGAUGUUUGACAAGACGCGGCUCCCCUAUGUGGCGCUGGACGUGGUAUGCGUGGUCCUAGCUGGCUUACCCCUUGCUGUUCUAAACUUGGCAAAUAUAAAGCCGUACCAGAGGGGCUUUUUCUGUAAUGAUGACAGCAUCAGCUACCCGUUCCAUGACAGUACCAUCACAUCUACUGUCCUCUACACAGUGGGGUUCACUGUGCCCAUUUGUUCUAUAAUCAUAGGAGAGGUCCUUUCGGUAUAUCACAACUGUUUGCACUCUAAUUCAUUUGUGCGAAAUAACUACAUUGCUGCUAUUUACAAGGCUCUGGGAACAUUCCUUUUUGGUGCAGCUGUUAGCCAAUCUUUGACAGACAUUGCCAAAUACUCUAUAGGGAGGCUGAGGCCUCACUUUCUGGACAUAUGCAGACCGGAUUGGCACCGUAUCAACUGCAGUGCUGGUUACAUUGAAAACUUCAAAUGCCUUGGAGACAAAGCAAAGGUUAAUGAAGGAAGACUGUCAUUUUACUCUGGACAUUCGUCAUUCUCCAUGUAUUGCAUGCUGUUCCUAGCACUUUAUCUUCAGGCCAGAAUGAAAAGUGACUGGGCAAGACUUUUGCGUCCUACAGUCCAGUUUGGGCUUAUUGCUGCAUCCAUCUAUGUGGGCCUCUCCCGUGUUUCUGAUUACAAACAUCACUGGAGCGAUGUGUUGACUGGACUCAUCCAGGGAGCUCUGGUAGCAGCACUUGUUGUUGUGUAUGUCUCAGAUUUCUUCAAAGAGAGAGGCCGUACAUUUAAACAGAAGGAGGAAGAAGAUUCACAUACAACUCUACAUGAGACGCCUACCAAUGGAAAUCACUAUGGCACUAAUCACCAGCCAUGACAGGUUCAAGAGCUAUUAUCCUGUGGAAUCUCCUGCUGUUUAAAAGGAAAAUUUCACAAAUCUUUCUGGUCUAUGUAAAAACCAUAAAUAAAUUAAAUGCCUUUUGAAGGGACUGCUGCUGCUAUACCUCUUGGAUGCUCACUUUACAUGUAUAUAGUUAACAACAAUGUAUCUAAAAAUCUCGAAUUUCUAUGGGUUCAAGCUUUUGCUUUAUAAACAGAGUAUCCUGGCUAUUUUUUAAUUAAAAUAAUGUGUAAUACUCAUAUACAAACAGCAGUGGAAUACAUUCAAAGAAAGAAUUUGUCUUGCUUGGGAAGAGGAAGCACUGGUCAUUGUAGUGGCCCUUCCUUGGAGCAACUGCUGCAGAAUGAAUGCUGUUCAGACACCACUACAGGAACGCAUUUCUUAUAGGUAAAGACUUGCAGCAAACACAAUGUCUCGCUUGAUUUUUGUAAUUCCUGUUGAGAAGAAAAAAGAAAGGUAUAUCCAAUCUUAAGGGCAUAGUUGUACCCAGAUACUGCUUGCUUAAGGUCUACUAAAAUGCAUAUGAAAUUAAACUUCUGAAAAAUCUUGCCAAGAAAACUGCAGGGACUUAUCCAGGCAGUCUCUGAGAAUGGGACAUGAUUGAAUGGAUUAAAAAAAAACUGAAUUUUUAAAAUAUGUAUUUUCUCUCAGUUUCCACUUCAAGAUAUUGCACAGCUAUUUUGACAGUGCUAUGGAAACACUAGCGGUCUCCUAGGUAACACCCCCCUUCAAAUAUCAGCAAUAGCAGAUUAUAACAGGCAUGUUUAGUUCAAAAGGAAUAUUUUGGCUUGUG